Messenger RNA from Oncorhynchus tshawytscha (Chinook salmon), 4296 nucleotides. It is a transcript of the gene pygl, whose product is annotated as phosphorylase, glycogen, liver. Gene Ontology annotation, molecular function: glycogen phosphorylase activity; pyridoxal phosphate binding. NCBI's taxonomy places the organism in Eukaryota, Metazoa, Chordata, Actinopteri, Salmoniformes, Salmonidae. The record is from RefSeq and is a predicted model, not a curated record. The coding region runs from base 95 to 2656 and encodes 853 amino acids. Gene Ontology annotation, biological process: glycogen catabolic process. The transcript has 20 exons. Gene Ontology annotation, cellular component: cytoplasm.
ACCGAUGCCACAGAAAUGCUAGGACCUAUACUUCACUUUGUCACUUGAUGGUUAUUAAAGUUGAAGACGGACAGCAGCAGUUUUGUUCAGCAGCAUGGCGGCGCCUUUAACUGACCUGGAGAAGCGUAAACAGAUCAGUAUCAGAGGAAUAGUCGGUGUCGAGAACGUCGCCGAGUUGAAGAAAGGUUUUAACCGACACCUCCACUUCACUUUGGUCAAAGACAGGAACGUAGCGACGCCGCGGGAUUAUUACUUCGCCCUCGCGCACACGGUUCGAGAUCACCUGGUGGGAAGAUGGAUCAGAACGCAACAGUUUUACUAUGAGACCGACCCCAAGCGGGUGUACUACCUCUCCCUGGAGUUCUACAUGGGCAGAACCCUCCAGAACACCAUGAUUAACCUGGGGCUGCAGAACGCCUGUGACGAGGCCAUCUACCAGCUGGGUUUGGACAUGGAGGAUCUGGAGGAGAUGGAGGAGGAUGCAGGGCUGGGGAACGGAGGCCUGGGCAGGCUGGCAGCUUGUUUCCUGGACUCGAUGGCCACCCUGGGUCUGGCAGCGUACGGUUACGGCAUCCGUUAUGAAUAUGGAAUCUUCAACCAGAAGAUCAAGGAAGGUUGGCAGGUGGAAGAGGCAGAUGAUUGGUUGCGUCAUGGUAACCCCUGGGAGAAGGCCCGCCCUGAGUACAUGCUACCUGUGCACUUCUACGGCAGAGUAGAGGAGUCUAAGGAAGGGGCCAGAUGGGUGGAUACACAGGUGGUCCUGGCCAUGCCUUAUGACACGCCCAUCCCUGGGUAUAUGAACAACACAGUCAACACCAUGAGGCUGUGGUCAGCCAGAGCUCCCAACGAUUUCAACCUGAAGGACUUCAAUGUUGGAGAUUACAUCCAAGCUGUUCUGGACAGGAAUCUGGCGGAGAAUAUUUCUCGUGUCCUCUACCCCAACGAUAACUUCUUUGAGGGGAAGGCGCUACGCCUGAAGCAGGAGUACUUUGUGGUGGCGGCCACACUUCAGGACAUCAUCCGACGCUUCAAGAUAUCCAAGAAGGGCUCAACCGGUCCAGUGUCUUUCGACAGCUUCCCAGAGAAGGUGGCCAUCCAGCUGAAUGACACUCAUCCUGCGAUGGCCAUCCCAGAGCUCAUGAGGGUCUUUGUGGACGUUGAGAAACUAGACUGGGACACGGCGUGGGCCAUCACCAAGCGGACCUUUGCGUACACCAAUCACACGGUGCUUCCCGAGGCUCUGGAGCGCUGGCCCGUUGGCCUGCUGGAGACCCUGCUACCCAGACACCUUCAGAUCAUCUACAGGAUCAAUCAGGGACAUCUGGACGGGAUUAGAGCUCUCUUUCCAGGAGACCUGGAAAGGAUACGCAGGAUGUCUCUGAUCGAGGAAGACGGGGGCAAGAGGGUCAACAUGGCCCAUCUGUGCAUCGUGGGAUCUCACGCUGUCAACGGAGUCGCAGAGAUACACUCCAACAUCAUCAAGAAUGAUGUGUUCCGAGAAUUCAGCGAAUUAGAACCGGAUAAAUUCCAGAACAAGACCAAUGGCAUCACUCCUAGGCGCUGGCUCCUCCUCUGUAACCCGGGAUUGGCUGAGCUAAUCGCUGAGGCCAUUGGGGAGGAAUAUGUGAAAGACCUCAGUCAGUUACAGAAGCUCAAUGAGCUGGUCAAUGAUGAUGCCUUCAUUAGAGAUGUCUCUAAUGUCAAGCAGGACAACAAGGUGAAGUUUUCCCAGUACCUGGAGAAAGAGUACAAGGUGAACAUCAACCUGUCCUCCAUGUUCGACGUCCACGUGAAGAGGAUUCACGAGUACAAGCGCCAGCUCCUCAACUGCCUUCACAUUAUCACCAUGUACAACCGCAUCAAGAAGAACCCAAAAGCACCUUUUGUUCCCCGGACUGUGAUCAUUGGUGGCAAGGCUGCCCCAGGGUAUCACAUGGCCAAGAAGAUCAUCAAGCUGAUCACGGCCGUCGGACAUGUGGUCAACAAAGACCCAGUGGUGGGAAGCAAACUGAAGGUCAUCUACCUGGAGAACUACAGAGUCUCCCUGGCUGAGAAAGUAAUCCCAGCCACGGACCUGUCUGAGCAGAUCUCCACAGCUGGCACGGAGGCGUCCGGCACUGGCAACAUGAAGUUCAUGCUGAACGGAGCGCUCACCAUCGGCACCAUGGACGGAGCCAACGUAGAGAUGGCCGAGGAGGUUGGAGAGGAGAACAUGUUCAUCUUCGGCAUGAGGGUGGAGGACGUGGCAGAGAUGGACGUACAGGGCUACGAUGCCGUGCCGUAUUACAACAGCAUCCCAGAACUGAAGCAGGCCGUUGACCAGAUUCAGGGAGGAUUCUUCAGCCCCAAACAACCAGAGCUCUUCAAGGACGUCACCAACAUGCUCUUCAACCACGACCGCUUCAAGGUGUUUGCAGACUAUGAGGGUUACAUAAAGUGCCAGGAGAAAGUCAGCCAACUAUAUCAGAAUCCUAAGGAGUGGACGCAGAUGGCGAUCAAGAAUAUCGCUGCUUCCGGAAAGUUCUCUAGCGACCGCACCAUCACCGACUACGCCACGGAGGUGUGGGGGGUGGAGCCUACUGAUCUGAAGAUCCCACCCCCCAACGAGCCCCGCAAGGCCUUGGAGGAGACCGCCAGGGUGCUGACGGAGAAGUGAGGCUGCCUGGUGUGGUGUAGGGUGACAUUGCCCCUAGACGCUGAUCUUGGGUCAGUUUUUUCUAAUGGUUGAGGGGAAGUGGAUUCUAGAUUUGUAUCUAGGGAAACAUCACCCAGAAGCGCCUCGUGUUCUUUUUAAAGGGACAAUCUGGGAUUCAGACAACAACAAAGCAGUCACCACGCUACUUUUGGUAAACAGCUGAGGGAUAGCCACUCCCAAAUGUAUCAACGGAGCUAUGGAGGCAAGUCCAUCUGUGAGAUUGAAAUGUUUCAACCAUGUAUUGAAACGAGUCAAAUCCCAGAUUGCCCCUUUAGCUCAAUAAACUGAGUUUUGUUUGUAAAACACCUUAACUGAUGCAAAAUAACAGUCUGCUACAUACCUUCAGAAUAAACAAACAGUCUGCUACACCUUCAGAAUAAACAAACAGUCUGCUACAUACCUUCAGAAUAAACAAACAGUCUGCUACACCUUCAGAAUAAACAAACAGUCUGCUACAUACCUUCAGAAUAAACAAACAGUCUGCUACACCUUCAGAAUAAACAAACAGUCUGCUACAUACCUUCAGAAUCCGCAAACAAACAGUCUGCUACAUACCUUCAGAAUAAACAACAGUCUGCUACAUACCUUCAGAAUAAACAAACAACAUUCUGCUACAUACCUUCAGAAUAAACAAACAGUCUGCUACAUACCUUCAGAAUCCACAAACAACAGUCUGCUAAAUACCCUCAGAAUCCACAAACAACAGUCUGCUACAUACCUUCAGAAUAAACAAACAACAGUCUGCUACAUACCUUCAGAAUAAACAAGCAACAGUCUGCUACAUACCUUCAGAAUAAACAAACAUUCUGCUACAUACCUUCAGAAUAAACAACAGUCUGCUACAUACCUUCAGAAUAAACAAGCAACAGUAUGCUACAUACCUUCAGAAUCCACAAACAGUCUGCUACAUACCUUCAGAAUAAACAAGCAACAGUCUGCUACAUACCUUCAGAAUAAACAAGCAACAGUCUGCUACAUACCUUCAGAAUAAACAAACAACAUUCUGCUACAUACCUUCAGAAUAAACAAACAUUCUGCUACAUACCUUCAGAAUAAACAAACAGUCUGCUACAUACCUUCAGAAUAAACAACAGUCUGCUACAUACCUUCAGAAUAAACAACAGUCUGCUACAUACCUUCAGAAUAAACAAACAGUCUGCUACAUACCUUCAGAAUAAACAACAGUCUGCUACAUACCUUCAGAAUAAACAACAGUCUGCUACAUACCUUCAGAAUAAACAAACAGUCUGCUACAUACCUUCAGAAUAAACAAACAGUCUGCUACAUACCUUCAGAAUAAACAAACCGAAUUAUCAAAUUUUCCCCAGCAUUUCUGAAUCCACCUUCUAAAUACAAGGUCAAAUGGCAGCCUGUCCACUAUAUAGUGCACUACUGUUGACCGGACUGCUAUUGGCCUUGGUCGAAAGUAGUGCACUGUAAAGUGAACAGGGGUGCCAUUUGGGGAAACUACCCAUUAGCCAGUCCAUUCUUAGCAAAACUGUCCCAUACUAUAGCGAGGGUUGAAUAUUUUCCAUUAUUAAUGACCCUUGUUUUUUUCCCAAUGUUCUGUGUUGCAUCAAAAUAAAUAUAUUUGUGUCUGA